AUGGUAUUUCGGAUUUGGUGCAAGAUGGGAGCAAUGAAAGAAACUCAACCUUCUCUUUUGGCUAGCUUUUCAGAGGAAGGAGAAAAGGAUAAAUUCUUGCCCUCCCCUUUUAACUUUUUAAUUUUUUUUUAUUCUACUCUAUUUUUCUUCUUGCUGCAACAUGUUCUUCCUCACACCGAAUCCAACUUCCUCACACCGAAUCCAAGGGAGCUUUCUGAGCUUAGAGAGAGGGAGGAGCGCUGUCGCCAUGGUCAAAUUUUUGAAGCCAAACAAGGACGUGAUCCUCCUUCAGGGUCCCUAUGGAGGUCGCAAGGGUCGUGUUCCUCCUUUAGGAUCCUCUGCCACGCUCUACACUCUCGACAUCGAUCUCGAGGUCGUCACCCGGACUUGCUCACCAGCAAGGAAAAGAAAGUCACCGCCUUGAAGGAGACCAAGAAGAGGUUUGAGGAGAGGUUCAAGAUCGGAAAGAACAGUGGUCUGAAUGUGGAUUUGACCGGAAGGAGGUCUGAGGUGACCUUGCAGUUGAGGAUAGAGAUUCCGGUGUUUUGGUUGGGGUCCUCGUGGCCAUCGAAGAUUUCAGUUUUCGAAUCAAUUUUACAUUCGGAGGUCAAUUUCUCCAUCAAUUUUACAUUUGGUUCGGCUUUGGUUCCCAAUUUCUUCGAUUUCUCAAAAAUAGGGGCGUUUCAUUGCUCUAAUUCGUCCGAUUCUGCUCCAAAUCUUCAUAAAGCUUGGGUUUUUCAGCUACAAUUCAGCUUCUUCUUCAAUCGCCUCGAACUCAAGCAGGUGAAGCAGCAAAGCAUAGACGUCCUCAAGGCUUAUGAAGAUUUCUAGGUUCGAUUUCGGCUUUCGACUGUUCGAUUUCAGAUUCUUCAAGCUUGGUCAGUUGCUGCCUUGCGCCCUUGGUUCGAUUUCUAGGUUCGACUUUCUUCAAGCUUGGUUCGAAUUGCAUAUGUUUUGCCUUGUAUAUGAGAUGAAAAUUGUAUAUGAAAUUUGUUUUGCCUUUGUCUUCUUUUCUGCAAAGUGUGUUAAUUUGCAUCUAUUUUGCAGAGUGUGUUAAUUUGCAUAUGUUUUGCAGAGUGUGUUAAUUUGUUCAGUCUUGUCUUGUUAUUA
This is a messenger RNA of Rosa rugosa (rugosa rose), 1110 nucleotides long. RefSeq lists its product as uncharacterized. The transcript is spliced from 3 exons. NCBI's taxonomy places the organism in Eukaryota, Viridiplantae, Streptophyta, Magnoliopsida, Rosales, Rosaceae. The record is from RefSeq and is a predicted model, not a curated record. Bases 1 to 831 code for a protein of 276 amino acids.